UAUUGUUGGAAAUGCAAACCUGUAAACAUUAAACACUCGUCAAAAAAAAAAAAAACUCAAAAAAGUUGGCGUUAAGAAGAUCAUUUCAAUGAAGUGGAUACAAACAUCAAGCACAGUAAAGUUAACCAGUGAAGACGGAUUAACAGAAUCACCAUUUGAUGACGUCUAAUGAUGGAAAAGACCAAUUCUGCCUCCUCAGUCUUAUGUCUGCAGGUUCUGUAGAUGUAACUAUAGCUGGAGGUGAGGGCAGAGUGGAUGGAAAGACCCUGCAGCAGACUGGUCCUGGAAGCCUGCCUAUGAUGUAAAAGGGAUUUACAUCUACCUGGCACAUUUUAUUAAAGCCUUUAUAAGGAGCCAAGUCAGCCGGACUGCAUCUCCUCCAAGUUCAGAAGCAGUAGGCAAGAAAAACCUUACGCCACAGAUCCUCCAGAGAUCAGCAGCAGAUGGCUGAUACACAUUGUCGUAAAAGGCUUUGGAAGGAAAACGAUGGAAGACCAAAGUCAGCGAAAAGAACGUCUAUCUUUGCUGAAGAAACCACCAAACCUUCAGGUGAAGGUGAGCAGCAAAUUCUGGUGGUUAAAGAAGAGGUCCCUGAUCUUUGGAGCUCUAGUUUGGAGCAGCAGAAUCCAGCACCCGUCCGGGUAAAGAAGGAGGAUUGGGAACAGUGGACUGAUCCAGAUGGAGAGCUGCUUAGGGAGCAGGUAGAACCUGAUGAGAACAAUUUUCCAUUCACUGUUGUUACGGUGAAGAUUGAAGACGAUGAUGACCUCAACUUAUCAGAGCAUCAAGACAUCAAAACUGAAGACAACAAGGAGGCAGGAUCUUCAACCAGCAGAUCAGCAGAACAGAUGGGAACAGAACCCAGUGGGGAGGAUAAUGGAGGACCUGAACCAGACAGGAACCCAGAUCCAAAUACGCAUUUACAUCAAAAUACUGAUGAAAAUGCUUCAGCCUCUUCUGAGACUGAAGUCAGCGGUGAGUAUGACUGUGAUGAUAAUCUGUCAGACUCUGGAUCUGAACAUGAAGACAGUGACGAAGACUGGGGGGAGACCAGGACACAUCAGUCAGAGGAAAAGUCCUCUAGUUGUCUGGAUGAUGCAAACCUUUCUACAACAGAGCCAAACACAGAUUCACAAAACGUCCUUGAUGGGAAGAAAUUAUUCGUUUGUGAUGAUUGUGGUAAACCGUUUUAUUAUCUGUAUCACCUCAAGCGCCACAUGGCCCGCCACACCGGAGAGAAACCAUUUCAGUGUGAGGAAUGUGGCAAAAAGUUCAGCUUGAGGGGAAAUCUGAACCAACACAUGACGAUUCAUAAAGGAGAAAAACCUUUCUCCUGCAGCUUCUGUGACAGAUGCUUCCGGCUGAGCAGCUAUCUUCAGGCGCACAUAGUGACACAUGUAGGAGUGAAAGCAUUUACCUGCCAGCAUUGUGGUGAAAGAUUUACUCGAGAGGGAGCUCUGAAGAGACACGUCGUGAGGCACACCGGCGUGAAACCGUUUUCCUGUGCUAUAUGCGAUAAAAGAUUUUACAGAAAGUCUGAUUUAAAGUAUCACAUGCCGGUUCACUCAAGAGAGCAGAAAGUCAGUUCUGCACCGAGGAACUUUGCUUGUGAUGAAUGUGGAAAAAGAUUUAUCCACAAGUCCCAUGUAACAAGACACAUGAUCACCCACACAGGAGAAAAAACGUUCAGCUGUGACGUUUGUGGCGUCAUGUUUAAGUGGCAAAGCGCUUUAAAAAGACACAAAAGGAGAUUUCACAAUCAAUAGAAACUUCUGAGUUGCGGGGCUCAUUAAUGUAUUGCUUUAGCACAUUUACUCUGGAUGGAUUAAGUUAACUAGACAUAAAAAGCAGCAACUGGACAAAGACUGCUUUAUACAUUUGAAGAAAAUGUACCAGAGCCGGUGUUCCAACCAUAGAGGGAUCAAACUCCUCAGCCUCCCUGGGAAUGUUUUACUCUUUGGUCAGGAAUAUCGAUUCCAUGACGAUUUCCUGCAUGUUUAGGAUGCUCCAACAGCGCUGAAUUAAUGGCUCCUCUCCAUAUGUUUAGGUUGUGGAUCGGUCUGGUAAUGAACUGUUCAUUCAACUCCAAGGUUCUUUCGCAGUCCAGAAAAUUAUGGAUUUGGUUUUAAGUAUGGAAAGAAAGAAAAGGAGGUUGGAAAUGAGUUUCCAGACUUUAAUUGUUAUUCUGUUUCUAAAGGACACAGGCUGAAAUUGUAAAGAAUCAAGAGCUUCUUGCAUUAAUCUGUAUUUAAUUUACAUCCUUUGUCUUUAAAUUGAAACAUCUUAACUUGAAUUUUUAACAAACAUAUUAAUGGAUUUGCUUGUAAAGGAACAGUUUUUCCCCUAAAUUAAUGUUUUCCAGUUUUCUCUUGAUUUUCCUGAUAAUGCUUUAGAAUGCAAUAAACAUGUUGAAUAUGAGAUUACAGGUCAUGUGGUAAGAAAUAUUUUAAUAUUUGUUUGCUGGUUACCUAUAUUGUGUGUUGAAUGCAGUUGUAAUCCUUUUGAUUUAUUUUCUAUAUGUACAUAUGAACAGGUGAGAAUCUAUCACAUGAUUUAAUAAAAAGAUAAAGGUUAUACCCAAAA
Molecule: messenger RNA, 2583 nt
Organism: Girardinichthys multiradiatus
Lineage: Eukaryota; Metazoa; Chordata; Actinopteri; Cyprinodontiformes; Goodeidae
Product: zinc finger protein OZF-like
Exons: 5
Coding region: 444-1766 (440 amino acids)
Biological process (GO): regulation of transcription by RNA polymerase II
Cellular component (GO): nucleus
Molecular function (GO): DNA-binding transcription factor activity, RNA polymerase II-specific; RNA polymerase II cis-regulatory region sequence-specific DNA binding
Source: RefSeq, a predicted model, not a curated record